UUGCCAGCACAAUUGUUUCGUUCCAGUGCUGAAAGCGUGCUUCGCUGUGGAUUGGUGUGAAAAGUGAGGAGAAGUGAUCUGUGAGAACUGCAGCAGGGUAAGGAGAAUACAGCUGGGAAUUUUGCCUGGAGCGCAGCAGGCUGGAGAUCUGUGGCUAAAAGUAAAACAAGCAUAAGGAAGAGAUGAGGAGAGAGCAAGGGGGACUGGGAUGGUGUGAAGGAUGAGGUUGGAGGAGGUAGAUGAUGAGUAAGAGUGGACUUAAAAAGGACACAGGAAGAUGAUAGAAGAGGAGAGCUUUACCUUAUAGGGAAAACAGAAAGGAUCCACAGAGCGCUUCACAAGUUUCUACUCAACAAUUUGCACAUGCAAACUCAACAGACUCUCAAUCUCAGACUGGAUGUGGAUCUGCUGACUUCUGAGGAGAAUCCUUCCAGCUUUGGCUUCAGCGUCACUCUGCCUGGGAUCUACGUCUCGGCACCUUCGCUGCACCCUCUGUCUCGGUCUGCUAACCUGUGAUUUGAUGUGUGCAUGCUCACACCCACAAUGUUGCAACACUAGACAGUCACAAAAGCAGCUCCUCCUCAUAAGCAGCAGGUCCCUGGAAGCAGUCGAGCUGUCAGUGACUUGCUGCAAACGCACGCCUGCUCUCGACUCCGAGCUCUCCGCUCUCUCUUUUUUUUUUUGUUUUUUAAAGUUCCUGCCAAGGAAGGAGGAGGAUGGAAAGUGUGGCUGAAGAGAAGAGACAGAAAGCAGAGAGAGAAAUCUGAGGAACUGAGAGGCUAGAACAAUCUGACAGCUCCGAUCUGGCUCUGUUCGCUCCGGGUGACUGGAGGAUCCCUACAAGUGAUCCCUUGCUUUUGGGUCAAUCCGGACCUUCGGCGUUUCUCUUAAACUGUUUCAUUUCCUCUCUCUUCUUUUGCCUCCACCAUGCGAAGAGACCGCUUCCUGCUGGCUACAACCCUUGCAGCCCUUUUCUCUGCAGAUUUCUACUUCAUUCUUCUGCCAAAGCUGCAGAGCAGGAGACACAGAGCGGCAAACAGUUGCUCGUGUAGCCCAGACAGCAACCUCAGCCUCCCCAGGUUGGAGACUCUUGCCACACCACACCUCUCCAACUGGACUCAUGCACCUCUGUCAAGUGCUGCGACUACACCUGAAGUGGAUGAUGGAGGCUCCAAGCUGCAGAGGCUGUUCUCUCACGCUCUCUACAACAUCCAGACUCCAGAGUUGAAGCCAGAGGAGAAGCUGCUGCAGGUGAAGCAGCUGAUGGAGUACUACAGGAGGAAGGUGUCACACUGGGAAAGACGUAAGAAGCUCUUCGAAGAAGCAGCUACUUUGACCAACAUGUCGUUGAUGGAGCAAAAGAUGAGUUAUGAUCCCAACGCCAGCUGGCUGAGGUUCCACCUGGGAAUCAACCGCUACGCCCUGUACACCCGAGAUGACCCCGCCAUCCUCCAGCUUCUCACCGACAUGCAGAACAUGACCAUCGUUGGAGCAGAUUACACCCAGGAUGAGAAAGCUCUAAAAGGAGCGUGUGACUGCACUCAAGUGGUGAAACCGAGUGGCCAUCACCUGAAGCUGGCUCUGAAGAUGAGCAACUUUGGCAAAGCGAUGUUUAAACCGAUGAGGCAGCAGAGAGAUGAGGAAACUCCAGGGGACUUCUUCUACUUUGUGGACUUCCAGAGACACAACGCAGAGAUCGCAGCCUUCCACCUGGACAGGAUCCUGGACUUCCGGAGGGUUCCGCCGGUGGCCGGCAGGCGAGUCAACGUGAGCGGAGAAGUCCUCCACGUUGCCCACAACGAAGACCUGCGGGCCGUGUUCUUCACCUCACCAGCAAACAACACGUGUUUCUUCGCCAAGUGCCUGUAUGUGUGUAAGACGGAGUACGCUGUGUGUGGGGGCCCUGACCUGCUGGAGGGCUCCCUGUCCGCCUACCUGCCGGGCCUCACCGUGGCUCCUCGCCUCUCCAUCCCGAAUCCAUGGAAACGCUCCUACACCUUCUCCGGACGAGAGGAGUGGGAGGUAAAUCCUUUCUACUGUGAUUCCGUUAAACAGGCGUAUCCUUAUAACUCUGGCAACAGGUUGCUCAACAUCAUAGACAUGUCCAUCUUUGACUUCCUGAUAGGUAACAUGGACAGACACCAUUAUGAGAUUUUUACCAAGUUUGGAGAUGAAGGAUUACUUCUGCACUUGGACAACGCCAGAGGGUUUGGGAAGCAUUCCCAUGAUGAGAUGUCCAUCCUGGCUCCACUGUCUCAGUGCUGCAUGAUAAAGCGUUCCACGCUGCUGAGGCUCCAGCUCCUGGCCCGACCACGCUUCAGACUCAGCGAUGUCAUGAGAGAGUCUCUGGACGGGGAUCCUUUAAGACCAGUGCUGACCGAGCCCCACCUGUUGGCGCUGGACCGCAGGCUGCAGAAGGUCCUACGGGUGGUGCAGCGCUGCGUCCGGCGGCUCGGCCAGGACCAGGUCAUCACUAAGGACUUCACAAAACCCUCAGAGACUCCUCAGAGAGCAACGCAGAGGGAAGACAACAGGUAGCUGAGGACUGAGCUGCUUUUGGUCAACAGAAGCUGCCUGGGAGUCUUUAGUGAUGACCUGCAGUCACCAUGGAAACCGAGGAAGAUCAGACUGGAGUUGAAGGAAGAAGAUGCCAGGAGAUCCUUAAAGAGAACUCGGACAAUGAAAGAGCCACUACAUGACCGAGCAAAGUUUGAAACUUUUCAUCAUUUAAAUUAAGCUAAACUAAAACCGCUGUCAUACACACACACACACACACCAUCAUAAGCAACAGAGAUACUGAAUCCUCAUCAUACUGGCGCCUCUGGAAAAGAUGAGUGAAAAGCCUUAAAAUGCAGUAGACCUGUUUUUUCUUGCAGUAGCAGAGUUUACAGCGACACAUUUUGAAAAUUUUACUUUUAAUAUUAAUCCAUUUAUUCUUGUGGAAAACAAAGAUAUAACAAAGAUUCAUAUUUUGACAAAUUAUGAAUUUUUAACUGAAUCCUCAAACCAAUUCCGUAAAAAAUAAGAAAAGAAGCUAAAUCUGUUUUUAAAUUUUGUUAGCCUAGUAGCAUAAUAGGUCUUAGGCAAUUAUGCUAUUAGGUUAACGAUUUGUUUUCCUUAGUUGCUCUAAACACUUUUAAUUAGUAAUUCAUGACUUCCUGUUUUCCAUGGAGCUACUUGGCUACAAUAAGUGGUCUAAACUUGGACACACAGUUUGGGGGUUCAUUAAAAAAUCUUAAACAACUAGAAACUUAGUUUGUGUCUGAACAAGAACACGUGUUCAUCAUGAGGCUGUGCACAGCGAGCCAACACUUCCUGAAAGGUCACAGAGAACCUGAGGUCACCAGGCCUCCAUAAGAGCAACAAGACGCCAUAUCCAUGGCAACCAGGUGUCAUAAUUCAAUUCUUUCUCCACUUAUUAUGUGCACUGAAAUUAAAGGUUUGAAUUUUCA
Poecilia latipinna (sailfin molly) is the source of this 3452-nucleotide messenger RNA. It is a transcript of the gene fam20a, whose product is annotated as FAM20A golgi associated secretory pathway pseudokinase. Lineage: Eukaryota; Metazoa; Chordata; Actinopteri; Cyprinodontiformes; Poeciliidae. The transcript is spliced from 11 exons. The record is from RefSeq and is a predicted model, not a curated record. Gene Ontology annotation, cellular component: Golgi apparatus. Gene Ontology annotation, molecular function: protein serine/threonine kinase activator activity. The coding region runs from base 928 to 2538 and encodes 536 amino acids. Gene Ontology annotation, biological process: enamel mineralization.